Pseudophryne corroboree (corroboree frog) is the source of this 1920-nucleotide messenger RNA. It is a transcript of the gene SLC34A3, whose product is annotated as solute carrier family 34 member 3. Gene Ontology annotation, biological process: intracellular phosphate ion homeostasis; sodium-dependent phosphate transport. Gene Ontology annotation, molecular function: sodium:phosphate symporter activity. NCBI's taxonomy places the organism in Eukaryota, Metazoa, Chordata, Amphibia, Anura, Myobatrachidae. The record is from RefSeq and is a predicted model, not a curated record. Gene Ontology annotation, cellular component: apical plasma membrane; vesicle; brush border. Bases 1 to 1920 code for a protein of 639 amino acids. The transcript is spliced from 12 exons.
AUGCCAUUCACCAGCAACAACACUCAGAUGCCUCUCUCUGACAUCAAAAUGAGUAUCAAUGACACUCCGGUAAAGGUCCCCCUGGAUGAGGCUCCAUUGGACUCUGUUUACGCCAUGUCCAUUGACUUGCCCAAUCAUGAGGAGGUGAAUGGAGAAAUUGAUCCUUGGGCUCUACCAGAGCUUCAGGCUUCUGGCCCUUCCUGGAAAGAGCUGAACAAUAUGCAGAGAGUGAAACGCAUUGUGAUCGGGACAGUCAGGGGUUGUCUUCUCCUGGGGUUCCUCUAUCUGUUCAUCUGUUCUUUGGACGUUUUGAGCUCAGCAUUCCAACUGGUGGGAAGCAAACUGACUGGCGAUAUCUUCAGCGAUAAUGAGGUUCUCGCCAAUCCCAUCGCUGGCCUGGUCAUUGGUGUCCUUGUUACUGUCCUAGUGCAGAGCUCGAGUACCUCGUCUUCCAUCAUCGUCAGCAUGGUGUCAUCUGGAAUACUUAAUGUGAGGGCCUCUAUCCCUAUCAUCAUGGGCGUGAAUGUUGGAACAUCCGUGACCAGCACACUGGUGUCUUUGGCGCAAUCUGGAGACCGCAAUGAGUUCCGAAGGGCGUUUGGCGGUUCUGCUGUGCACGGAAUCUUUAACUGGAUGACGGUCAUUUUGCUGCUCCCUAUCGAGCUCGGAACAGGAUAUCUCUUCUACGUCUCCGAAGCCAUUAUCAAGAGCUUCAACAUCCAUGCGGGAGGGGACGCUCCUGACAUUCUUAAAGUCAUCACUCGACCUUUUACCGAUCUCAUCGUGAUGCUGGACAGCUCAGUAAUUGCCGGGAACGCCGUCGGGGAUCCUGAGAGCAUGAAUAAAAGUCUGAUCAAGCAAUGGUGCCGCACUGUACUGACAAACAGAACAGAACUCACCCCAGCUACAAACAUGACUGACUGCAGCAUUGUUACCUGCCUCACCAAUGCAAGUGGGACAUUCAUAGAAAACACCUUCACCAUUAAGGAAAACGUGGAAAGAUGUGUCCACAUUUUUGCGUAUGCCAAUCUGUCGGACAUAGCGUUGGGCCUGAUCCUGCUGACCGCCUCUCUCCUGGUUCUCUGCACUUGCCUCAUCCUCAUUGUCAAACUCCUGAAUUCCGUCCUGAAGGGCCACAUGGCUCACAUAAUUAAGAAGAUCAUUAACGCUGACUUCCCGUUCCCAUUCAGCUGGCUGACCGGAUAUUUGGCGAUCAUCGUUGGUGCUAUAAUGACUUUUGUGGUACAGAGUAGUUCUGUCUUCACCGCGGCUAUUGUGCCCUUAAUGGGUGUUGGGGUCAUCAGCAUGGACCGAGCGUACCCCUUAUUCCUUGGAUCUAAUAUUGGAACCACCACGACAGCCGUGUUGGCAGCUCUGGCCAGCCCUGCGGAGGCUCUAAGCGAAUCAGUGCAGGUGGCCUUCAUCCACUUGAUCUUUAACCUCAGCGGCAUUAUACUCUGGUUCGUUGUUCCCUACCUGCGAAUUCCCAUCUAUAUUGCAAAGAAGUUUGGAGACAUUACUGCCAAGUACCGCUGGUUUGCUGUCCUGUACCUGCUCCUCAGCUUCCUCGUCCUACCUCUGGCCGUGUUUGGCCUCUCCAUGGCUGGUUGGGUUAUCCUGGCCACUGUGGGAGUGCCGAUACUGGUUGUCAUCAUUGCCAUCAUCAUCAUCAAUGUCCUCCAGAAGAGGUUGCCAAAAUGUUUGCCUUCGUUCUUGAAAAACUGGGACUUCCUGCCCUUAUGGCUGCAUUCGCUAGCUCCCUGGGAUAAGCUGUUCUACAUGAUGUGUAAAUGCUGCUGCAAGAAGUGUUCCCAUCACAAUGAAGAAGAGAAGCCGAAAAAACUUCUACCAGUGGAAAUCCCAUACCUCGACCCUCACUGCUACGACAACCCAGACUUUGUACAAUCCAAACAUCUAUGA